UUGGUGUUGAACCUAUUCCUUACGCUUUUGUGGUUACCGUAGGUGCUCUGAUGCAGAUUAUUAGCAAUGGGAAGUUGAAAGGUGCUGAACAUCGAGUGGUGACAAAUUCGAAUUUAGUUCGGACAACUGCUUCCUUCGCUCUUAAUCCCUUUUAUGAAACACUUAUAGAACCAGCAAAAGCUUUGGUUGAUGCAAGCAAUCCUGCACUCUAUAAGUCCUUCUCAUACAAAGACUUUAUUAUCAAAUACAGAGCUGCUGCCUCCUACGGUACAGCAUUUGAGGAGUUUUUAAGUAGUACUCCUGAUUAGUGGUUUGAGAAAAAAAAAAAAAAACUAUUUUACUUUAUCAAUGUAUAACCAUUGAUAUCAAAGAAGUAAACAUUAGUUAGUUAAUACAGUUGUUCAAUUACACGAGCCUGAAGUUAAGUGCAGUGAAAUUGGUUUUACAUUGCACUAAUAUUAUGAUUAUUGUCAUUAUCUUUUUUAUGGAUAAAAUUUCAGUGUCGUGAACACCAAUUGAAUAUAAGAUUUUGAACACAUUGUAAUAUAUUAUGGAUUGGCGACAUAAUAGAAGCAGGUGAUGGCCAUAUAAAUUAAUUACCCUUUUCCAGUCUAGUCAUUUAUGCUAUGUUUGGUGAGGGUGAAAAAUGAGAGGUUGUGAAAUGGGAGAAGGAAAAAGGAGAGGAAAAUGUCAUUUUCCAUUAUUUGGUAGGAGUAAAA
Messenger RNA from Quercus lobata, 719 nucleotides. RefSeq names its product 2'-deoxymugineic-acid 2'-dioxygenase-like. Bases 51 to 308 code for a protein of 85 amino acids. The transcript is spliced from 2 exons. NCBI's taxonomy places the organism in Eukaryota, Viridiplantae, Streptophyta, Magnoliopsida, Fagales, Fagaceae. The record is from RefSeq and is a predicted model, not a curated record.